Messenger RNA from Octopus sinensis (East Asian common octopus), 1242 nucleotides. Its product is annotated as tigger transposable element-derived protein 1-like. The record is from RefSeq and is a predicted model, not a curated record. The transcript has 3 exons. Gene Ontology annotation, molecular function: nucleic acid binding; actin filament binding. Gene Ontology annotation, biological process: actin cytoskeleton organization. Gene Ontology annotation, cellular component: cortical actin cytoskeleton; cell projection; cell junction. Lineage: Eukaryota; Metazoa; Mollusca; Cephalopoda; Octopoda; Octopodidae. Bases 1 to 1242 code for a protein of 413 amino acids.
AUGACACUUCUUUUGUGUUGCAGUUACACAGGAGAAAAAUAUAAACCGCUUAUAAUUGGGCGUACGAAGUCACCAAGAGUAUUAAAAGGUGUGAAUCUGAGAGAAAUUGGCAUUGAAUAUGAUGCUUCGUGCAAAGCCUGGAUGACAAAAAAUAUUUUUGAAAAUUGGUUAUCUCGAUUUAACGAGGAAAUGAGAGAGAAAAGAAGGAAAAUAGCAUUGUUAAUUGAUAAUGCAACUUGUCAUGCUGUUUCUCUCAAACUUUCAAACGUCGACGUAAUAUUUUUUCCAAAAAAUACAAGUUCCUUAAUUCAGCCAUGUGACCAAGGGAUAAUAAAGGCAUUUAAGAAUCAUUUUAAUAACUGGAUUAUGAAAACAAUUAUCUAUGAUAAAAAUCCUGCAGGGCAAAUAGAUGAAGCAAUAAAGGGAAUCAAAAUAUUGGAUGCUAUUUCAUGUUCGAAAUUGGCAUGGGACGAGAUUACAGACACUUCAAUACAACAUUGCUUUGAAAAAGCUAUGGAAUAUGACUGUCGGGAAAAAGAGGACAUCGAAGAAAGUCUGAUUAAUUCCGGUAUUGUGGAAAAUGCGAUUUUGAAGAGUUUCUGGGAUGAUAACAGUAGUGAUGAAGAGGACUACAGCGAACAAUUUAUGGAACAUUUGGAUGAUCAACAAGUUAUAAACAAUGCGGAAUGCGCAUUCACAAUGCUGCUAAAUGUUAUUAAGCAAGAGACUCCGGAAAAUGACAUCAAAAUAGAAGGUUCUCCCAAUUUCCAGAAUGUUCUAGAAAGUUCUGCCAAAGAUGGACUUCUUUUGUGGUGUCAAAGGAAGACGGCGGGUUAUGAGGGUGUGGAUGUCCAGAAUUUCCACACCAGUUUUAAAAACGGACUGGCUUUUGCGGCCUUAAUCCACAAACAUCGACCAGAUUUGCUCGAUUUCAGUCUCCUUCGAGUUAGCAUCCGAUUAGUGACCCUACUUGCCUGGAUCCAGGCCAAGGUCGAGUUGUUCAGUGAGAAGAGUGGCAAUCUCUCUUUGGAUAAUGUUGUGGAGAGAAUGGAGAAAUUCGCCGAAUAUUCGGUGUAUGAGAAGCCUGGGAAAUACCGCGAGAAGACGGAAUUGGAGAACUUGGUUGUGAAUACUGCCCGAUAUUCUGAGCAAGUCUCCACCAAUUGGGGUGUGCUGGACAGGAUUGACGUGGAGUACGAAGAAUGGAUAUUUGGUGUGUAUAACAGGUCGAGUAGAUUGUGA